AUGGCCACCUCCUUCCGACCUUCGAUCCUGCGCCAGGUAGCGGCAGCAGCAGCACCAGCGAAGCGCGCAUACUCGACCCCCACCGUCCGAUCUCAAUUCAAUGCGCAAACCCGACCGACAUGGACCGCGCAACGAGCAGCCUUCCAGACCUCAGCGAGACGACCCAUCCUCCCACCUCUGCCGCAGGUCAUCAAUGGCAAUGUCAAUGAACCUGCGAGAGUGCCGGAGCCGCAUCCCUCGCAUGGGAGCUACCACUGGACUAUGGAGAGACUCGUCUCCGCAGCCCUCAUCCCAGUGACAAUCGCCCCCUUCGCAGCAGGUGCCUUGAACCCUCUGCUAGAUGGCACACUAAUCGGCCUUACCCUUAUCCACACAUACAUCGGCUUCCAAUCCGUCAUCAUCGACUACAUCCCCACAUGGCGCGCCAAGACCUGGCGCAAAGUCUUCGAAUGGGCCAACGUGCUCGCCCUCGUCGUGGUCGGCUGGGGUUACUACGAGUUUGAGACCAAUGAUGUCGGUCUGACGGCGGGUAUUGCACGGAUCUGGAGGGCGGGAGCGAAUGCGCACGAGCUGGAGAAGCAGGCGGAGAAGAAGUUGGCGUAG
Molecule: messenger RNA, 603 nt
Organism: Fulvia fulva
Lineage: Eukaryota; Fungi; Ascomycota; Dothideomycetes; Mycosphaerellales; Mycosphaerellaceae
Product: Succinate dehydrogenase [ubiquinone] cytochrome b small subunit, mitochondrial
Exons: 3
Coding region: 1-603 (200 amino acids)
Biological process (GO): mitochondrial electron transport, succinate to ubiquinone; tricarboxylic acid cycle
Cellular component (GO): mitochondrial envelope; membrane
Molecular function (GO): heme binding; ubiquinone binding
Source: RefSeq, a predicted model, not a curated record